This is a messenger RNA of Pelobates fuscus (common spadefoot toad), 1764 nucleotides long. It is a transcript of the gene PRIM1, whose product is annotated as DNA primase subunit 1. Gene Ontology annotation, biological process: DNA replication, synthesis of primer. The transcript has 13 exons. Gene Ontology annotation, cellular component: alpha DNA polymerase:primase complex. The record is from RefSeq and is a predicted model, not a curated record. Bases 97 to 1353 code for a protein of 418 amino acids. NCBI's taxonomy places the organism in Eukaryota, Metazoa, Chordata, Amphibia, Anura, Pelobatidae.
AUGACGCAGAUGACUGGCGACAGAGCGUUUUCCCGCGCAGUUUGUGUUCCUGCUGUCAGAGCCAGCGAGCUGCUGGGCGCUUUGUGAAGCAGCAGCAUGGACUUAUCGCAGUAUGAUGCCGCCAGCCUGCCAGACCUCCUGCCGCUCUAUUACCGGAGACUCUUUCCUUUUUACCAGUAUUUCCGAUGGCUAAACUACGGGGGCGUUGUGAAAACGUACUUUCAAAACCGCGAGUUUAGUUUCACAUUAAAAGAUGACAUCUAUGUACGAUACCAGUCCUUUAGCAACCAGAAUGAACUCGAGAAAGAGAUGCAGAAGAUGAAUCCCUACAAGAUUGAUAUUGGAGCUGUAUAUUCACAUAAGCCUAGCCAACACAACUCUGUGAAGUCUGGAACAUUCCAAGCACAGGAGAAGGAGCUGGUGUUUGAUAUAGAUAUGACUGAUUAUGAUGAUGUUCGUCGAUGCUGCAGUUCUGCAGAUAUAUGCACUAAAUGUUGGACUCUAAUGACAAUUGCUGUUCGAAUUUUGGACAGAGCCUUGGCAGAUGAUUUUGGUUUUCGACACCGGCUGUGGGUCUACUCAGGUAGAAGAGGAGUCCACUGCUGGGUGUGUGAUGAGUCUGCAAGGAAGCUCUCUCAAGCCGAGAGAUCAGCUGUUGCUGAGUAUCUAAGCGUGGUAAAGGGUGGUAAAGAUACAAUAAAGAAAGUACAGCUUUCUGAAACAAUUCAUCCAUUCAUCAGGAAGUCACUCAGUGUAGUGGAAAAGUAUUUUGAAAAAUAUGCCUUGGUGGACCAGGACAUCUUGGAAAAUAAACAGUGCUGGGACAAAGUGGUGGCGUUGGUUCCAGAUGCAGUUCGUGAGACCGUGCUACAAGAAUUCCAGAAGGCACGCUCCUCUGUUGAGCGUUGGCAGAAGCUUAAAAAAUGUUUAUCAAAUGCAGCAGAUAUUAAGAAAGGUGGACUUGGAGCCUCCGAAAUCAUGUUACAGUACUGUUAUCCUCGCUUGGAUAUAAAUGUCAGCAAAGGACUCAAUCACUUGUUGAAAAGUCCAUUCAGUGUACACCCCAAAACAGGUCGUAUUUCUGUCCCCAUAGACUUGAGAAGUUUGGACAAAUUUGAUCCUUUUGCAGUGCCAACAAUAAGCUUGAUAUGUAGUGAGUUGGACACAGUGAUUAAAAAAGAGGAUGAAGACCAGUCACCUGAUGGAGAAUCUGAAAUGAAACGUCGAACUAGAGACUAUAAGAGAACCAGCUUAGCACCAUAUAUAAAGGUUUUUGAGCAGUUUUUAGAUCAACUGGACCAGUCGCGUAAAGGAGAACUGCUGAGCAGAAGUGAUAUAAAGAAGGAAUUUUGAAGCUGCUAACCUCACCACUUCAUUGUGAAGCGCAGACAUCCUUUAGAACAUCUCGCAGUCAUCCAUGUGGUCGUAGGUGCCAGAGAUGCUAGUUCAAACCUUGGCUUGGAGCUAUUCUACAGCUUACAUGAAAAUGUGGACUGUUGAGGACAUGGGAAACAUUAAAAUUAGAAACAAAAAUAGACCAUGUUUUUUUCCCUUUUCAGAAAUGUGUAAAUAUGUUUACAGAGUAAGAGAUUUCUUUAAAAGGGGAUGGAGGUUUUGUUUUUUUUGGCCAACCUUUUAGAUGUUCAAGUUUCGACUGAAGAAUACCUAAGGAAUUCGUCACUUUGUUAAAUUUGACAUAUUGAAGAAAUUGUAUUUUUGUUUUUGUAUUAAAAUAGACCUACAAUAAAAACAACUGUAUAUGUG